Messenger RNA from Halteromyces radiatus, 414 nucleotides. RefSeq lists its product as uncharacterized. Gene Ontology annotation, biological process: positive regulation of transcription by RNA polymerase II. Gene Ontology annotation, molecular function: RNA polymerase II cis-regulatory region sequence-specific DNA binding; protein dimerization activity; DNA-binding transcription factor activity, RNA polymerase II-specific. The transcript has 3 exons. The coding region runs from base 1 to 414 and encodes 137 amino acids. The record is from RefSeq and is a predicted model, not a curated record. Lineage: Eukaryota; Fungi; Mucoromycota; Mucoromycetes; Mucorales; Cunninghamellaceae.
AUGCAACAACCUACUUCAUCUUCUACAAUACCAGAUAACAAUAUUCAUCCUAUGGUACCUCAAGAUAUAGAAGAUGACGAUGAUUUAGGUGAAGAAGACUCUGAUGAUGGUAAGAAACCUGGAAAACGUUCUGGUAGAAGAAAGAUCAAGAUUGAAUAUAUUAAUGACAAGACACGCCGGCAUAUUACCUUUUCAAAAAGAAAAGCUGGUAUUAUGAAAAAGGCCUAUGAACUUAGUACUCUUACUGGAACACAGGUAUUAUUAUUAGUAGUCAGUGAAACUGGUUUAGUGUAUACUUUUACAACUCCAAAGUUACAGCCAUUGGUGACCAAACCUGAAGGAAAGAAUCUGAUCCAAACUUGUUUGAAUGCUCCUGAUUCUACUGAUGAUCAACAAGAAACUUACAAUGAAUAG